UUUGGAUAUUUCGCCAAGGCCUAAAUACUGGGGAUAGGAAGUUUGGCAUUCGAAAUUAACUCUGAUGGAAUUUUGAUGACAUAGUUUAUCCGUAGAGCAUCGAUUCAGCAACUUAACUCCACUUUGUGUAAUUACGGAGGAUACGGCAACAUGAAUUACUUCCCAGAGUUGAUGUUUAAUGUCGACAGUGGUUAUCUAGAAGGCUUGGUUCGAGGUUUCAAAUCGGGCAUCUUGACACGAACUGAUUAUUUGAAUUUGAUACAAUGUGAAACACUUGAAGAUCUGAAACUUCAUUUGCAAAGCACAGAUUAUGGGACAUUCUUAGCAAAUGAAGCAGGUCCACUGGCAGUAUCUGUUAUAGAUGAAAAGAUGAGGGAAAAAUUGGUGGUAGAAUUCAAUCAUCUCAGAAACCAAGCUUUUGAACCACUUGCAACAUUCAUGGAUUACAUUACCUACAGCUACAUGAUUGAUAACAUAAUCUUGCUGAUUACUGGUACCCUGCAUCAAAGAUCAAUUAAGGAGCUGAUUCCAAAAUGUCAUCCUCUUGGAAGAUUUGAUGAAAUGGCCUCCAUUAAUAUUGCAUCAACACCAGCUGAACUUUACAAUGCAGUUCUUGUAGACACACCACUAGCCCAAUUCUUUGUCGAGUGUAUCUCAGAACAAGAUCUUGAUGAAAUGAAUAUUGAAAUAAUUCGCAAUACAUUGUACAAGGCCUAUUUGGAGAACUUUUACAAGUUUUGUCAAGAACUUGGAGGUGCAACUGCCGAUGUUAUGUGUCAGAUUCUUCAGUUUGAAGCAGAUCGUCGUGCAAUCAUGAUAACAAUCAAUUCAUUCGGUACUGAACUCAGCAAAGAUGACCGUGCCAAAUUGUAUCCAAAGUGUGGGAAAUUGUACCCAGAUGGCCUAUCCAGGCUGGCACGCGCUGAAGGGCCAGAGCAAGUCAGAGAAGUAGCUGAAUGUUAUGCGGAUUAUGCCAUGCUGUUCGAAGGAACUGGAAGUAACCCUGGCGAUAAAACGCUUGAAGAUAAAUUCUUUGAGCAUGAGGUUACUUUGAAUAUACUUUCGUUCAUGCAGCAAUUCCAGUUUGGUGUGUUCUACUCUUAUGUCAGGCUAAAGGAACAGGAAUGCCGCAACGUUGUCUGGAUUGCAGAAUGCAUUGCCCAGAAGAAUAAGUCAAAAAUAGAUAAUUAUAUCAAUAUUUUCUAAUGUUCUUGGGUCCUAUAAUAAUUGCAAAAGAUUACAGUCAAAGUGUAUAAUAACGUUUUCUUUUCAGAUUUAAUAUUUAAUGUGACGAUUUCUUAGUUACCGCCUAUUGAUGUAGGGCUGUUUCAACCAAUAUUGUAUUUUCUCAAAGAUUCUUUAUUUGAUGGCGCAGAUGUGGUCCCCCUUCUCUUCGCACUUGGACAGUGUACUUUGAAUGGAGACAUGGUUUCCAACUAUUUUGAGAUGAAGACGCAUCUGUGGAUAACCUUAGGACAACCUUUCAUAAGCUUUCUAUGACGUCAUUUGUUGUGAGCAGAAUCAUCUUCUCUGAAUGCACCAACUCAUAAUUUCUCCAUAAUUCUUCCAUAAUUAAAAUGCUCAGUUCUAUAGCUACUUUUAUUUUUUCAUAUUUCAUUAUUAAUUAAGAAUUUCGAUUUCAAUUUAAAAUGUGAAAAGAUUUGUCAAACCCGUCUUGAUUUUAUUGUCUGUUACGAAGCUAUUGUAAGUUUUGACCUCAUUGGUGAUAGGAAGGUGAUUAUGACGGUAUAAGCAUAGUCAUAAGACUAUGGUAUAAGUUAAAACAGGAUCUCCAAAAUGUGGCGCCCAACCUAUGCUCCUCUUGUUUGUAAUGACAGCUUACUCACAAAUGCCCUGGUUUAUUUUCUUCGCAAUUAUGCUAAAUUUUUCAUCAUCCCCAUAGGUCGUCUCCAGCUAGUAUAUGUUUUUUUCAUAUAUUUCCUUGACUGGUCGAUAUGAUUCCAACAGCAAACCACCUUUUUUAUCAAUUUUCUUUUUAUGAUAAUUUUCAGUAACGUUCUAGUUCUAGAAAUCAUCAUAUUUAAUAUAAAAAGUCUGUAAUUCUUGCAUUGAUUCAUUUAGUAAUUGAAUUGUAGAAUUCCUUAGUAGAAAUUCGUAAGGAAUUGAUCUUGAGGAUAAA
Molecule: messenger RNA, 2140 nt
Organism: Rhopilema esculentum
Lineage: Eukaryota; Metazoa; Cnidaria; Scyphozoa; Rhizostomeae; Rhizostomatidae
Product: V-type proton ATPase subunit d 1
Biological process (GO): proton transmembrane transport
Cellular component (GO): proton-transporting V-type ATPase, V0 domain
Molecular function (GO): proton-transporting ATPase activity, rotational mechanism
Source: RefSeq, a predicted model, not a curated record